AUGUGUAUGAAUGUUUUCCAACGAGAAGAGCAGAAUACGACAUUGAAUCCUUCAAUGAUUAAAACUGGAGAAUUAUCACCGGAAAGAACGCAUUAUCCUAGAAGUUCAUCAGAAAAUAGUUUUAUAUCUUUUGAUGAUAAUGAAAUUAUUGAAUUCGGUCCAAUUAAAGUAAAACGACGUAAAAACCCAGCACCUACAUUAGCUACCGGUCGUCGAUCGAAAUAUGAAAUAUUAAGUCCAGAAGAAGAACAAAAACGUUAUAUAAGACGAGCACGUAAUCGUGCAGCUGCUGAACGUGUACGUAUAAGUCGAUUAUGUGUUGAACAACAAUUACAAGAUCAAAUAGACGGAUUAGAAGAACAAGAACAUAAGUUAUUAAACGAUAUAAAAAUGCUUCAAUAUCAAAAGCUACAGUUAGAAACACGAGCUCUUACGCAUGAAAAAAUGUGUUCUAAUAGGUUUUCAUCGAAUCCGCAAAAUCAUCGCAUAUCUACAUUUACCUCAAGUAGUGCUCCAAUAUCAACAACAUUUCAACAAUUAGAACAUACAUCUGACCUUUACUUUGAAGACUUGUUUUCUAAUUCACCACCUUCUAUACAAAUUCAGCCAAAUAAUUAUUCGAAUGUGCUAACAACUAUGACGCCCAGUGAUGAAUUAGAUAUUUUUUUAAUGGAUAUGUAA
Rotaria sp. Silwood2 is the source of this 681-nucleotide messenger RNA. The record is from the annotation of a GenBank genome assembly. NCBI's taxonomy places the organism in Eukaryota, Metazoa, Rotifera, Eurotatoria, Philodinida, Philodinidae.